GUAUAGACUUUGUGAUGACAGGAUGUCCUGAGAAUGACAGACGAGCGAGUGAAAGACACGAUGGAGGAGUUUCUUCUCUCCCAUGGUUACCAGAUGGGCAAAACCAUUGGAGAAGGAACGUAUUCAAAGGUCAAAGAAGCCUUUUCAAAAAAACACCAACGAAAAGUGGCUGUGAAAAUUAUAGACAAACUGGGAGGACCAGAAGAGUUUAUCGAGAGAUUCCUGCCUCGAGAGCUCCAGAUUGUCAAGCGCCUAGACCACAAGAACAUCAUCCGGGUGUAUGAGAUGCUGGAGUCCACAGAUGGAAAGAUCUACCUGGUGAUGGAGCUGGCAGAGAAUGGCGAUGUCUUCGACUGCGUCCUGCAAGGAGGACCCCUGCCCGAGAGCCGGGCCAAAGCGCUCUUCCGUCAGCUGGUAGAAGCCAUCCGCUAUUGCCACAGCUGUGGGGUGGCGCAUCGUGAUCUCAAGUGUGAAAAUGCCCUCCUGCAGGGGCUCAAUCUGAAACUGACAGACUUUGGAUUUGCCAAGUUGCUCCCCAAGAACCGCAAGGAGCUGAGCCAGACCUUCUGCGGCAGCACAGCCUACGCGGCCCCCGAGGUGCUGCAGGGGGUGCCCCAUGACAGCAGGAAAGGUGACGUGUGGAGCAUGGGCGUGGUCCUUUACGUCAUGCUUUGUGCCAACCUGCCCUUUGACGACACGGACAUUCCCAAGAUGCUUUGCCAUCAACAGAAAGGGGUGUCCAUCCCUGGCCACUUGGGGAUCUCCGAGGAAUGCCAGGACCUUCUCAAAAGCCUCCUGGAACCAGACAUGAUCCUGAGGCCUUCCAUCGAAGAAGUGAGUUGGCACCCAUGGUUAGCAAGUUCCUGAGGACGGGACCAUGUCGAAAUUCUCCCCAAAUAAAAGGGGACAGGCUGUUUCCAAAAUGCUCACAUA
Pantherophis guttatus is the source of this 933-nucleotide messenger RNA. RefSeq names its product testis specific serine kinase 3 (gene TSSK3). The record is from RefSeq and is a predicted model, not a curated record. Gene Ontology annotation, cellular component: cytoplasm. Gene Ontology annotation, molecular function: ATP binding; tau-protein kinase activity. Gene Ontology annotation, biological process: protein phosphorylation; microtubule cytoskeleton organization; intracellular signal transduction. NCBI's taxonomy places the organism in Eukaryota, Metazoa, Chordata, Lepidosauria, Squamata, Colubridae.